AUGUUUCGACUUGCAUUUGCAACAGUCCUCGUCUUAACACUCUCGACAUAUUGGGGACAAGUGCAAGGCGCUGUGCUGCCAGUGUCGAGCACAGAACUCGCAGUUGUGCCAUCAGCUUCUGGAGAGACUGCGAUUGAUACACUGGGAGAAUCGCGAGUGAAACGACAAGGUGGAGGAUGUGGCUGCUGUGGUUGUGGCUGUGGAUGCUGUUGCUGUAGACCCAGGUGCUGUUGCUGUUGUCGACGAUGCUGUACAUGCUGUAGAACUUGCUGUUGCACCAGAUGCUGCACUUGCUGUAGACCAUGUUACUGUUGCUGUGGCGGAGGAGGCGGCGGCUGCGGAUGCUGUGGAUGUGGAUGUGGAUGUGGAUGUGGAUGUGGAUGCUGUGGAUGCUGCGGAUGUGGCGGAGGCCGAAAGAGAAGAUCCCUUCAGAAUCUCAGAAUCGAUGCUGCCAACAAGGCUCUCGGAAUCAACAGAAAACCAUCAGCUGCUGCCAACUGCAAAUUCUAA
Molecule: messenger RNA, 510 nt
Organism: Caenorhabditis bovis
Lineage: Eukaryota; Metazoa; Nematoda; Chromadorea; Rhabditida; Rhabditidae
Source: the annotation of a GenBank genome assembly